GCCUCGCAGGCGUCCCACCCCACCAAGCCACCUCAGCCAGCACAGCCGCUCAAAUUCGAGAUUCUUUUGAGGGUAGCCCCAUUCGCCAAGCUUCCUUGAGUUCCACCUCUGCUGUAACAUGGCCGAGCAAGCCAUUAUCAUUGACCAUGGCUCCGGCUUCCUGAAGAGCGGCCUGUCUGGCUGGAAUGAGCCCCAGAUGGUCUUUCCAAGCGUGGUCAACUACAUUCCAUGCCAGGAGAACCCUGGUCCUAGCUCCGCCCGCCGGAAGGUGAGCUUGGGCUUCGACUUUAACCAUCCCAGAUCUUUCAGCUAUCCCAUCGAGCGUGGCCGCAUUGUCAACUGGGAGGGCGUGGAGCAGUUGUGGUCGUUCGUCCUGGAGAAGUACCGGGAAAAGCGCGAGGAUGCCCCCGUGAUUGUCACACAGAGCCCCUUGUGGGAGCCAGCAGACCGACACCACACCCUGGAGGUGAUGUUUGAGCUACUGGAUGUCCCGUCGCUGCUCUUGGCCAACCAGAUGGAGAUGUCCCUGUACUCUUCGGGCCUCAUGACGGGUGUGGUGCUGGAUUCGGGCUAUGGCCUGACCCGUGUGCAGUCCUUCCAUCAGGGCCGCCCCUUUGCUGCCAGCGGGAAGACGCUGAAGCUCGCUGGCCAAGACCUCAUUGCCUAUCUCUUUAACGGCCUCUUCACAGAGGACUACAGCAGCUGCAACAUGUUCCAGCUGGAGACGGUGACCAACACACAGAUGAGCAAAUGCUAUGUGCCGCAGAACCUGGCCGAGGAGCUGAACUUAAGCCAGAGCAUGCCCAGUGGCAUCCGUGAGAGCAACGUGUGUCUCAUGCCCAAUGGCCGCCCUGUGGAGCUGACCCCCAUGCAGCUCAUGGCACCUGAGAUGUUCUUCAGUCCGCAGCUGUUCGACCAACCAGGUCCCAGCUUCUCCAAGGCUGUGAUAGAGUCAGUCAAGACGUGCGAGGACCCACUGCAGCAGCCGGUCCUCUCCCAUGUGGUGACCUGUGGUGGCAACACGCUGUACCCUGGCUUUAUCCAGCGCCUCUACCAGGAACUGCUCGAGCACUUCUUAUUUCCUAAGACCACCAUGUGGGAGAACGUCAAUCGCAACUUCAGUGUCUGGCUUGGGGCCUCCGUCGUGGCUCAUCUGUCCUCCUAUAAAUCCGAGUGGAUAACCAGGGAGGAGUACAAUGAGAUGAUUCGUUCUUAGUUUCAGGGAGAUGGUUAGAGUGGAUGGGGUGGGAUGAGUUGGUUUUGAUUGUUUUUAGAUUCUGAGCUUUUAUCUGUGUUGCAGGGUGGGAUCCCAGCUGGGGCGGACGGAGAGUCAGUCCUAGGCGGGGGCGACUGAUGGCUACUUCAGUAGCAGCUGAAUGUUUGCCGAUCCCUUCCUGGGGCUGUUACACU
Molecule: messenger RNA, 1410 nt
Organism: Ochotona princeps (American pika)
Lineage: Eukaryota; Metazoa; Chordata; Mammalia; Lagomorpha; Ochotonidae
Gene: ACTL8
Product: actin like 8
Exons: 3
Coding region: 119-1216 (365 amino acids)
Biological process (GO): skeletal muscle thin filament assembly
Cellular component (GO): actin filament; stress fiber; striated muscle thin filament
Source: RefSeq, a predicted model, not a curated record